This is a messenger RNA of Vitrella brassicaformis, 3072 nucleotides long. The record is from the annotation of a GenBank genome assembly. Lineage: Eukaryota; Vitrellaceae.
CUUGGUUAUCCUUUUUGUAGUCAACACAUUGUCUUGUCGCCCCCACACGGUGUGCACACCCAUCCAUCCCUCUCUAAUUGUCACUGAGCCCCUCGCUAUGACACCACACAACCAAAAAUAGCAACGCAGGGAGACAGCAUGCAGACGUACGGGCCCUCAUGGAUGGCCGGCCAGCCAGUUAGCGACACAGACAGGUACACUCGAACCAGAAAAACAGCUACGCCGCGUUGAGUAGGGCUCCCGCCCAUGCCAUGCAGCAGAUUCAUGCCCUCCGGAGAAACACACACUAAUGCCCUGAUCAAUAUUCCCCUCCCCUCCCUCUCCACACGCGAGCGACAAGGUGAGCAUCGAGCCCCAGCUCAUGUGCUUCUCCCUAGGUAUGGUAUACGUAUACGCACCAAACUCAAUUCCCCUGAUCCCCCCUCAGCCAUCUCCUCGUGUGUAGAGCGGCUGCUCUGCAUCCUUACCCCCACAAGGGAUCCGACCCGUGAAGGCAGAGAUACAUGCUGACCAUGACACCACAGAGAAGAUGGCCUGAGGGAGGGAAACAGAUCUCACUCUCACUCACCCCAACAGGCAGGCAGGGCUGCUGCAUGCCAUGCAUGCCCACCCUUGAAAGCUGCGUGUAUGGGUGUGUGUAUGUGUGUAUCGAUCAUUCAAAUGCCGUCCGGAAGUAUGUACGCUUCGUGUGUGGAAACAGACACACACUCGUACGUACGCAUGUGUGUAUGUGGCAGCAGAGCCAGCUGCCUGUCUGUCUGUCUGUCUGACGGGCCGGACGGGAAAAGCACGAGAAAAAGAGCACUAGACUCAGUCAGCGGAUAGAGAACAGUCCCUAGGUACCAUCCCAUCCCGCCUGCCGCCCAUCUGUCUGCUUCAAACCCCCAAGAUGGACACGCAACCAACGCACAUCACAUGACUGCACGUAUUGUGCAACACACCACAACACAACACAACACACCACACCACCCAGCAUGCAGUCACACACACGCAGCAUUCAAGUAAGUAAGCGAGACUUAAGGGAGGCAUUAUUGACAUGCAUGGAGAUAAAAGCGCCACGAUGGGUGUCAGUAAGUGAGCGACCUCUCUCAAAGACCGUCGCGGCCGACCGACCCACCCGACACGCGCACACACACGAUUAGAUACAGGAUGCAUCAUUACUUACAAGUCAGGCAUGAUGGUGUGUGUGCACCUGCGCCCCCCGAGAACGACCGGUGAAGAGCGGUGGGCCGGUGUAGGGAAUGUCCACCGUCCGGUAGCUCGACGGCUGAGCACUCUCGCGCAAAUACACGUCAGCAUCAGGGGCACCACCCUCAUCUGCACACACAUAGGCAGGCGGCAAUCAGACACUCACUCACAGUGAACAAUGCCUGGAUCGAUCUGCUCUUGACCCACCCACCUGCCGUGACGACCGACUUGUCCGUCUCGACGUGGUAGUAUCUGCACUCCCUGCCCUGCUGGUCGGCGUACGGCGGGCCCAUGACGUCCAGCACGGCACACGUCGUCACAGCCACGAACUCGUGCACGUUGUCGCGGCCAGGCAGCACCAGCCGAGUGGUCGGGAAGAGCUGACGCGCCUUGCGGUCGUCAUCCGUCCUGCACACCACCUCCGGCGCACCCGCGGGCAUGGUGUCGCCACUGCCGGCCACCCAACCGUCGAAUGUGCAUGCUGCUGGCCGGUGGCGGCCGAUGUCCGCCGAGAAGGGCUGGGGCUGGUGAAACCCACACAGGUGUGAGUCUGUCACCUGGCCAACACACACGACGAAGGUGGUUCGGUGCAAAUCAGAUCAAUUUCCGUGUGCAUGUGGGCGAGCGUGCCUUAAAUACGGCCGAUUCUGGCCGGUUUGGUCCUGCGCGAGGGUCGUCGAGGAUAUGGAACGCCCGAACCGAUAGGGUGCCGAACAAAACCUGACGCCACGCCCGCAUAGAUAGAUACGCAGUGGCGAUCGAUGUGCGACGGCGUGUUGAGCGAGUAGCUUAGCUUGCUCGUUUGGUGUGACUGACGCUGACUGACCUUUGAUAUGACGAGCAUUCCAGGGUGGUCGUGGAUGGGCAGCCCAUGUCCGGGCGGGAUUAUGAACAGCUUCACCUCGAAGUGCUCAUUCUGACAUACCCACAGACAGACAGACCAGGCCAGAAUGAUGAGUGGGCGGCCAUCUCUCCCUCCCUCCAACCAGUCGUCUGGUGUGGAGCUUGCUCUGCUCACUUACUUCGUAUAUGUCCAUCCAGGCGAUGGCUGUGGUGGGCGGAUCCUGGUGGUGCAUCCCGCCCGCCGGGGUGGGCACUUGGGUUGGCGCACCUGAAGCAACACCAGAGAGAGAGGGGGGGGGGAAAGAUGAGUGAGACAAUCCAUCCAGUGGCCCCCUACCACUGUGUGUGUACUUCGCCCACUCACUCUCUCACGUACUCACCCGAUGUGUGUGGCGGCUCAUGCGCCGAAGCCGAGGCAGCGUCGCCGUCAUCCGGGGGUGACGAAGCGGGCGGGCGCUUCAAGCCAAGAUCCUCCGAGCCCAACUGCUCUAUCAGGAGCCUGGCAGACAGACACAACGAGACAACAACAACAUUCCAACGCGGCUGCCUGCCUGUGUGUCGGCGUCGGCUGCAUACCUGAGUCUGUUGACGCUGUCAGCCGUGGGCACCGUGCCCUGGAAAGUCCGCUGCGCCUGCCAACGGACGGGCAGAGAGGCAACAGAGGCCGAUAUUCUUCUGACGGCGCGGGAGUCUUCCUACCUGCUCAAACACACGCUGGAUCCUGCAGAGCACGGCAUGCAACAUACACAAACACAAACACACACAAACACGCACGCCAAUGAGCACUGGCUGGCCUGGGGAUAGUCAGGGGUUGUCAGAUGCCUUACGUACUUUGGCGUUGAGGAAAGUGCACCGACAGACCGUCCUGUGAGCACAACGGCGCCAAGGCAAUCUAUGCCAAAUGUGCGGCUGGGAAUGCGUGUGUGAUUAGGUGUUCCUCACUCACCCGAGCUUCGGUUCGCUGGCGUCAUCGGUGAGGAUCCAACAUCGCCGCUGCUUCGAUCGCGUUUUAUCUACGCCUUCUCCUUCACACAAUUUCCU